Helobdella robusta is the source of this 345-nucleotide messenger RNA. RefSeq lists its product as hypothetical. The coding region runs from base 1 to 345 and encodes 114 amino acids. The transcript is spliced from 3 exons. The record is from RefSeq and is a predicted model, not a curated record. NCBI's taxonomy places the organism in Eukaryota, Metazoa, Annelida, Clitellata, Rhynchobdellida, Glossiphoniidae.
AUGGAGGAUGCUGGAGUGUACGUCUGCAGUGUUAUUGUCAGGCAACAUCAACAACAACAUCCACAACAACAACAUCCACAACAACAUCCACAACAACAACAACAACAGCAUCCAAGAGACUACAUAGCUUGUAUAACUCAACUUUCAGUUGUCACAAUAACUCUAUCAGCCAAUAGGAAUGCGGUGAACGUCGGCCAGCCAAUAAUAUUGAGGUGCCAAGUUUUCGGUAGCUAUGGCAACCUAGACAACAACAUCAUUCCUAGCAACGACAUCCACAACAACAACAACAUCAUCAUCAACAACAACAAACAAAAAGCAUUUCCGACCAAAAAAUUGUUGCAAUAA